AUGUCGGUCGCGAGCAGGGCAGCGGCGCAGACCCGCCGCGGGGUGGCGCAGCUGCUGGCGCCGCAAGUCCGGUCGAUUUCCUCCAACGCUGGAUCGCGGGCCGCGCAGCCGGCGCCGGCGGGCUCGGACUCGCAGGACGCCUCGCCGCGCUGGCUGCGCGAGCUGGGCGCCAUUCGCACCGACUGGACGCGCUCCGAGGUCCAGGAGGUGUACGACACGCCUCUGUUCGACCUCAUCCACAAGGCCGCGUCGGUCCACCGCAUGCACAACGACCCCUCGAUGGUCCAGCGGUGCACCCUGCUCUCCAUCAAGACGGGCGGCUGCCCCGAGAACUGCUCCUACUGCUCGCAGUCCUCGCACCACAAGGAGGCGGACGUGAAGGCGACGAAGCUGAUGGACCUGGACUCGGUGUACGAGGCGGCGGUGCGGGCGCGCGACGCGGGGUCGACGCGGUUCUGCAUGGGCGCGGCGUGGCGCGGGCCGUCGCAGAUUGGUGCGGAGCACAACUCGAAGCAGUGGCAGCGCGUGCUGGAGAUGGUGACGAAGAUCCGCGGGCUGGGCAUGGAGGUGUGCACGACGCUGGGGAUGCUGACGGCGGAGCAGGCGCAGCAGCUGCGCGAGGCCGGGCUGACGGCGUACAACCACAACCUGGACACCUCCCCGGAGUACUACGCGAAGAUCACGUCGACGCGCAAGUACGAGGACCGCCUCGAGACGCUCUCGAACGUGCGGUCCGCGGGCAUCUCGGUGUGCGCGGGCGGCAUCAUCGGCCUCGGCGAGAAGGACAACGACCGCGUGGGGCUGCUGCACCAGCUCGCGACGCUGCCGGAGCACCCGGAGAGCGUGCCGAUCAACUCGCUCGUGGCGAUCAAGGGCACGCCGCUCGAGAACCAGCGCCCGCCCACCGCCUUCGACCUCGUCCGCUGCAUUGCCACCGCGCGCGUGGUCAUGCCGCGCACCGUCGUGCGCCUCAGCGCCGGCCGCGUGAGCCUCUCCAAGGGCGACCAGGCCCUCUGCUUCCUCGCGGGCGCCAACUCCAUCUUCGACGGCGACAAGCUCCUCACCACGGAGAACAACGACCGCAACGAGGACCUCGAGCUCUUCGACGAACUCGGACUCACCUCGCGGCCCGCCUUCCUGCCCUACGCGAGCGGGGCCGCCACCUCCGACGGCUCCGACGGCGGGUGGAGCGCCGACGGCGGCGCGCAGGCCGCGUGA
Pedinophyceae sp. YPF-701 is the source of this 1218-nucleotide messenger RNA. The record is from the annotation of a GenBank genome assembly. Lineage: Eukaryota; Viridiplantae; Chlorophyta; Pedinophyceae.